AUGGCGUCUACCAUCGACGUCGACCAUGCGGCCAACAUCUACUCGCUACUGCAGGCGCUGGAACACCUAGAGCAGGCCUUCGUAUCCGGCGAUGCCAGCAACGAGGACUACACACAGGAGUGCACAGAGCUGCUGUCGCUCUGCCAUAUUCUCGAGGAAGCGACACCGAACGUGUUCGCCGAAUUCGCCGCGAAACACAACUUGAAUUGUCCACUAGCGCUUAACCGACUGAAGAAGGGAUCGCCCGGCAUCUGCUCCACGAGCAAGCCCAAGGCGCAAGCACGCAGCGAGGUAGGGCGAUACUUCAUCACCCUCACCCAUGUUUCUUUGCAGACGUACAUCAUAUUCGAGCUGAGUGAACACUUCAUAACGCUACUCGAUGCUCUGAAGCUGGGCAGCACGCAUGUAGAGGAGCUGUUCCCGAUCCUCCACGAGCUCAUCACGUGCCUGGAUUAUGUUCCGACGCUGGAUGACAAGUCUUCCAAUAGUGUCAACGUGGUGCCUCACUUAGACAAGUUGCGGGUGUGGUGUUCGCGGCUGGAGAACAUGCCAGCGCAUCACGCGCUGGACGCCAACGAAAUCAGACAGUUAACAAUGGAAGCUGAGGCAGCUUAUAGCGCUUUGAAGGCGUUCCUGAGAAUGAAGACGGAGGGUUAA
Messenger RNA from Babesia bigemina, 657 nucleotides. Its product is annotated as vacuolar sorting protein 28, putative. Gene Ontology annotation, cellular component: ESCRT I complex. Gene Ontology annotation, biological process: protein transport to vacuole involved in ubiquitin-dependent protein catabolic process via the multivesicular body sorting pathway. Gene Ontology annotation, molecular function: protein-containing complex binding. The transcript is spliced from 3 exons. The record is from RefSeq and is a predicted model, not a curated record. Bases 1 to 657 code for a protein of 218 amino acids. NCBI's taxonomy places the organism in Eukaryota, Apicomplexa, Aconoidasida, Piroplasmida, Babesiidae.